AUGGAGUCUAUUGUAACGAAAACAAAUUUAACAUUAUGUAAAUUCAAUUAUUUUCAAGCAUGUUGGUGUUCAUCGACAAAUGCAAAUUUAUCAUCAUGUAAUUUUCUCUUACGCUAUGUGACAUCGAAUUCAAGUCAUAUUUGUAUAUGGCACAUUAUUCGUGAACUCAUCGAAUGUUUUGAUAUAUCUGUUUUAAAUCGAACAGUGUCAAGUACAAAAUCGUCCAUAUUGAGUAAUUAUCAAAAUCACACUUAUUUUCCAUCAUCGUUUUACUCUUAUUGCACUAUAAUAUUGUUUAUCAUUGGUUUGUGUGGUAACGGAUUAUCAAUUCUUACUCUACUAUCAAAAUCAUUAAGGAAAUUAAAUGUAUAUCGAAAUUUGGCUGUUAUUUGUAGUUUAAACAUUAUAUAUUUAAUAUCGAUAUUUGUUCGUUAUAACAAUAUUUAUAAACAUGAUAUACGAAAAUUAUCGGUUGAAAUAUGUCGUCUUCAUUCAUUUCUUGUUGCUUAUGUUGGCCAUUUAUGUUCAUGGCAAUUGUGCUCAAUGUCAAUUGAACGAGUCUAUGCUCUUCUUAGUCUACAAUCAUAUCGUCCCACAUCAUGGAUACGUACCGCUCUUUUAUUUUUAAUGAUUGCAAUACCAUUAUUUCUAUUUGAUGGUCAACUACUAUUCAGUUAUGGUUUAAAUUCAAAAAUAAAGUCCAUUUGUCCAUUUAACGUUAUAGAAAAUGUGACAAACAAUGAUAACAACAGCAAUGAUCGCGAUGUGUCCGAUCAUUUUCAAAAAGCAUUACGAUAUCCAAUUAACUUAUCGUCAACAAUAAUCAAUCAACCAUAUAUAUAUUAUACGACAUCAACUCAGAAAAUGUUUUUCGAUGCUCCGAUCAAACAACGUCAUAGAGUAGGAUGUGUGCUAUGGAAUAUUUAUGAUGGAUUUAUUUAUGCUUUAAUUCCAUUUAUUAUUACAACCAUAUGUAGUUUCAUUAUCGUUCUCAAAGUAUGUGAAAGACGACGUUUAACAGUUAUUACUGGUGGGAAUCGACAUAGAGGGCAGAAACAAACAACAUUUAAGAUUUCUGAUAAAUGA
Molecule: messenger RNA, 1086 nt
Organism: Didymodactylos carnosus
Lineage: Eukaryota; Metazoa; Rotifera; Eurotatoria; Philodinida; Philodinidae
Source: the annotation of a GenBank genome assembly